AUGGAUGAGAUGAAGGAGAAUAUAAAGAGGACGAACCCUGUAGAAGACUUGGUUCACAGAACUGACUUCCCUUUUGUGCCUUCCAUCAAUGCUCACCCUUUGCCACCCAAGUUCAAGAUGCCUUCCUUAGAUUCAUAUGAUGGGACGCGGGAUCCGUUUGACCACAUUGCCACCUUCAAAACUACUAUGCACCUUCAAGGGGUUCCAGAUGAAAUAAUGUGCAGAGCUUUCCUACUACCCUUAAAGGACCCGCAUGAGUGUGGUUCAACAAAAUACCUCCAAGCACAGGAAGCCUUAGCAGUGGACGAGAUGGAUGACAAUCUCCUUUUAGCGGCUUUCCACAAUGGGGUUCACUCUGACUUGUUCAUCCACAAGCUAUAUGAGCAAGAGCCUCAGACCAUGGCUGAACUCGUCCAUUCAGCCCAGAAUUUUAUGAAUGCGGAAGAUGCUAUCAUAGGCAAGAAGAGGAAGAGAGUUGAGAAAAUGGAUGCCAACCCUACUCGUCAUUCAGAACAAGGUCCUCGUCUUAAAAAGGGACGAACGGAAGACAAGAAGGAUCAAGACAAGAAGAAAGGCCCCUCAGCACGAAGUCAGCAGUAUAUGCCAUUAAACAUGCCACUCGAUCAAGUUCUAAUGCAAAUCAAGGAUGAUCCAUCCUUGAAGUGGCCAGAGAAAAUGAAGGGAGAUCCAAAUAAACGCAAUAGAAAUAAAUAUUGUCACUUCCAUAGAGACCAUGGGCAUGAUACGGACAAGUGUUUUGACCUAAAGCAGCAGAUUGAGAAUCUCAUAAGGCAGGGGAAGCUUAGGAGUUUCCUUGGAAGAGAUCACAAGGACGAAAAACUCAAGGGAAAAGCCGAAAAGUCGUCAUGA
Messenger RNA from Quercus lobata, 870 nucleotides. RefSeq lists its product as uncharacterized. The coding region runs from base 1 to 870 and encodes 289 amino acids. The record is from RefSeq and is a predicted model, not a curated record. The transcript has 2 exons. NCBI's taxonomy places the organism in Eukaryota, Viridiplantae, Streptophyta, Magnoliopsida, Fagales, Fagaceae.